AUGUCGUACACCGUUUCAUCCGCGAUACACCACGCGGGCGUCGCCGCGCGCGCCCCCACCCGCGGAUCUCGCUCCGCAUCGAGGCCCAUGCCCGUCGUCCGGACACCCGCGCGUCAUUCAAACGUCAUGCGGUCCUCCAGGCGCUCCCACGUCGCGCACGCGCAGUGGUUCGACGCCGGCUUCACCCAGGGCGGUCGGGGCGCUAUCGCAAUGCCCUACUACAGCGCCGCGACCAACGGGCCCACCGCUGGGGAUGAGCAGCCCGCCAUCGACGUCGACGCCGUCGACGUCUCCACCGGCUCCGAGGGUGGCCCCGCGUCUCCUUGGCCGCAGUCCGCCGCGAGCAAGAACUCGGACAAGUGGGGCAACUUCGUCAGCUUCGGCUACCUCUUCAUCAGCGCGGUCAUCAUGAACAACAUCCUUUACACCUUCUUCCCCAACGGCCUCGGCGCCGCCAUGGUGAAGCCCGCCGCGCUCAAAAUCACCGAGCUCAUGAUUGCGCUCUCGUGCGCCAUCCUCGCGGCGUGCGAUUUCGGACCGCAGGCCGCCAAGCAGGUCCGCGGCGGCCUCCGCGCGCUCGACCAGGUGGGCGGCAACCGUGCCACCGCCCGCGACUUCCUCGGCCUCGUCCUCCUGAAGAUCAUCUUCGACGUCGUCGGCCUCGGCGCCUUUGCCGUGCCCUCGGCGCUCGUCCCGGACUUCCUUCCCCGGUCUCUCGGCAUCGCCGUCACCAUGUUCGUGCGCAGCGCGUUCGUCAUCCACUGCGACGUCACAUUCGACGCGGAGGGCGUCAUGCGGCCCAUACCGGGUAAGAUGAGGGAGCUCAUCUCAUCUUUCGAUCGCACCCUCGCGUUUCUCGCCUGCGCCGUGGCGAUGGUCACCGACGUGUGGGUGGCGGGCAUCAGCGCGGGACUGUUCACCGCGGGCGCGCUCUACUUCAGCGCCGAGAACCUGUUCAGGUUCGGCGCCAGCAUGAAGAAGAAGUGA
Micromonas commoda is the source of this 987-nucleotide messenger RNA. RefSeq lists its product as hypothetical. The coding region runs from base 1 to 987 and encodes 328 amino acids. Lineage: Eukaryota; Viridiplantae; Chlorophyta; Mamiellophyceae; Mamiellales; Mamiellaceae. The record is from RefSeq and is a predicted model, not a curated record. The transcript has a single exon.